CUCACAAGGUUAGUACGUAUUAUAAAAUAAAAUUCCAUGCAAAACAUUUAAUUCUAGUAGUAAUUAUUAUUUCAUCAAAAUUUUAUAUAAAUAUUGUGUACUAAGUCAGGACCUCAAAAUAAGGAGAAACCACAGAAAAGAAGUGAGUCCGUGAAUGAUGAUUCUUAACAAUGAUGCUUAGAAUAUUCAUCAGUAUUAAUGGAAACAAAUCUACUACUGUUAAUUGGUUAAUUAGAAUAUGAGGAUGCAACUCCUUAGUGUAUAUAUAUUCGGAAAAUGAAUAACAUGAUAAACUAAACACUACUUCACAAUUUAUAGUAACACUCUCUUUCUCUCUCUCUCUCUCUAGAUUUUCUUAAUAUCUUCACAUUGUUCUUCGUUUUUGUUUGUUUCUUUGUUUUUCCCGAGAAAAUUAACAGAGAAAGAUACACAUACUUGAUGGUGAUGAUGGAAUUCCAGAACCGCAGAGUGCUACUACUCCUCAACAAGGAUGUUCCAAUAUCUUCACCGCCGCCGCCGCCGCCGACAGCGUCGUCAACUCCGGCGAUGGCCAUGUAUGGAUCAUCGUCAUUGCAAGUACCAGCUCGUCCGAUGUUCAGUUCAAACAUAGCCUACGCCUUCAUCAUCCUCCUCACCACGCUCUUCUUCCUGGCCUUCAUCCUCCUCUUCUUCCGCCAAUUCUCGUCCUCCGGGAGCAGAAGCCGUUGCUCGGAGGAAACGACGGAGAAGUGGGCGCUGCCGACAGUUGCGUACAGUAGGGGGAAGAGGAAGGUGAAAGAGCAGGAAGAGGAGUGCGUGAUAUGUUUGGAAGAGCUUCGCGAGGGUGAAACGGUAAAAAUGAUACCUCACUGCAAACACGUGUUCCAUCCUAACUGCAUUGACACGUGGCUCCUCACUCACGUGACAUGCCCCGUGUGCAGAUGCCCCAAGGUUUGUGAAGAAGAAGAGAAUGAUGAGGGAGAAACAAGAAUAAGAAGAGAGGUAGUUGAAAUUCAGUUACAAGAGUCUCAAACUGAAAGAGCGGUGAGUAGUGAUGAGAGAAGAGAAGCAACUGGGUUGAGGAGAUCACUUAGCUUCUGACUAUGAAUUUUAUUUCCUCACACUCAGCUUCCUCAGACGUGUAAAUUAAAUGGUGAAAACUCAGGUACAGGCGAUAUCAUAUCAUGUAAAGUUAAUAGUUAAUAGCAAUUAAAUCAUCUAACCGCUAUUCACUUUUCAUGAAGUCGACUGUACCUGAGUAUUCACCAAAUUAAAUACAUAGCGUAGACAUGCAACACAAACAAGCCACUCUUUGCAUAAACGCUUGAGAACUUGAGAGAUAGCUACUUGCGGCUUCACCUGUAAACUGUAAUGUAAUUUUUUUUUUUUCAAAGUUAACUGAAACUUGAACCUGAGAUCUCUAAAUGUGGAUGGAGAAUUAUAUUAUUUGAGCUCUAGUUUGUUGGGUAAACUGUAAUGUAAUUACAUGCUACAUAAGUUUAGUUAUUUCUUUAAUUUUAUUUUCUAGUUCGAAGCUAAAUAAUAC
Messenger RNA from Arachis duranensis, 1525 nucleotides. Its product is annotated as RING-H2 finger protein ATL57. The coding region runs from base 439 to 1080 and encodes 213 amino acids. The transcript has a single exon. Lineage: Eukaryota; Viridiplantae; Streptophyta; Magnoliopsida; Fabales; Fabaceae. The record is from RefSeq and is a predicted model, not a curated record.